Siniperca chuatsi (mandarin fish) is the source of this 5179-nucleotide messenger RNA. RefSeq names its product protein kinase C-binding protein 1-like. Bases 609 to 4112 code for a protein of 1167 amino acids. NCBI's taxonomy places the organism in Eukaryota, Metazoa, Chordata, Actinopteri, Centrarchiformes, Sinipercidae. The transcript has 22 exons. The record is from RefSeq and is a predicted model, not a curated record. Gene Ontology annotation, biological process: regulation of DNA-templated transcription. Gene Ontology annotation, molecular function: protein binding.
UGCUUGACAGUGCUCCCGUUUAAAAGGCAAACCAAGUCAAUUACCAGGUAAUAAGUCGUAUGGCGGUGCCUUUAAUGUUUUUCCUCUCACUUAACGGGGAUUUACGGACAAUUCACGGAGGAAACCAACUGUCAGACUGAAUUGCCAAAAUAGGCGAGGAGCUACAGUCUCUCUUUUCUCUGGAAACAGCCAAGAAGGAGGGAGGAGUUUAAACAAAGGCCCUCUCCACAUAAAAAAAAAAAAAAAUGGAGGCUUGUGCAGAGAAGCCACGGUGUCCUGCUCUUCACAGUCUACAUGCUGCCAUUUCUACUUCUAAAGCCUUCUAAAAAGACAACUACCGCCAGAUUCUACACUUGGAAGCUUAAAAACAUUGUUAUAUGGGGUUUUGCUGCCCCUGCCUGCACUGAACAAAGAUAAUUACUCAGGAAACAUUUUGGCCAAUCAGAGGCGGCCUUGUAUCCUGCUUGUGAGGAAAGCGACCAGUCAGGACCUGGCUAACAUCACUGGGGCCUGAUCGCCUUGCCUGAAGAGCGGAGCCUUCCCCGGCUGAGGGCUGAGAGUGUCCUCCAUGUUUUAUAAGUGUUGACAUAACAGUGUGUCAGGCAGCCAUGCAUCCACAGAGUCUGGCUGAGGAGGAGGUAAAGGCAGAGUCUGAUGUGGUAGAAGGGAUGGAUGCAUCUGCACGAUCCAAGGUUCCUGAUCCACCGGGGUCAGCAGAACGACCAGUUGCACCACAGAAGAGAAAGGUGUCGAGUCCCACACAUUCCUCCAAUGGACACUCUCCCUCGGACAUCUCCCCUAGCCCUAUCAAGAAAAAGAAGAAGCCUGGGGCUGUCAACAGUAACAGCAAAGACCAGUCAGAGCUAAGACAUGGUCCCUUUUACUAUAUGAAGCAGCCAGCACUCACCACAGACCCUGUUGAUGUUGUACCGCAGGACGGCAGGAAUGACUUCUACUGCUGGCUGUGCCACCGCGAGGGCCAGGUGCUCUGCUGUGAGCUCUGCCCCAGGGUGUACCACGCCAAGUGCCUCAAACUACCAGCCGAGCCCGAGGGCGACUGGUUCUGUCCAGAGUGUGAGAAAAUAACAGUUGCUGAAUGCAUUGAAACCCAGAGCAAGGCGAUGACAAUGCUGACAAUAGACCAACUCUCCUACUUGCUCAAAUUUGCGCUCCAAAAGAUUAAACAGCCUGGGACUGAGCCUUUUCAGAAGCCGGUGUCUCUGGAACAGCACCCAGAUUAUGCUGAGUACAUUUUCCACCCUAUGGACCUGUGUACUUUAGAGAAGAAUAUCAAAAAGAAAAUGUAUGGCUGCACUGAAGCCUUUCUUGCUGAUAUGAAAUGGAUCUUACACAACUGCAUCAUCUAUAAUGGAGGUAAUCACAAAUUAACAGCUACUGCGAAAGUCAUAGUCAAGAUUUGUGAACAUGAGAUGAAUGAGAUUGAGGUGUGUCCAGAGUGCUACCUGUCUGCAUGCCAAAAAAGGGACAAUUGGUUUUGUGAGCCAUGUAGUCAGCCCCACCCCUUGGUCUGGGCUAAGCUUAAAGGCUUUCCCUUCUGGCCAGCAAAAGCACUUCGGGAAAAGGAUGGGCAGGUAGACGCACGCUUCUUUGGGCAACAUGACAGGGCCUGGGUCCCCAUCAACAACUGCUACCUCAUGUCCAAAGAGAUCCCUUUCUCUGUGAAGAAGACAAAGAGCAUUUUCAACAGUGCCAUGCAAGAGAUGGAAGUGUAUGUGGAAAACAUUCGCAAGAAAUUUGGGGUCUUCAACUAUGCACCUUUCCGCACUCCCUACACACCCAACAACCAGAUACAGAUGUUACUGGACCCCUCUAACCCCAGUGCUGGGACAGUGAAAACAGAGAAAUCGGAUAAACUUCGCUUCAACUUUGAUAUUACCGCGUCUCCUAAGAUGGUCCUCAGCAAGAGUUCCACACCCAGUGGCAUGAGUCGGAGGGUCUCAAUGACAGACAUGCCUCGGUCUCCCAUGAGCACCAACUCUUCGGUUCACACAGGGUCUGAUGGGGAGCAGGAUAUGGAAAAGGCCAGCAGGAAUCCUGCCUUCCACUACAGCACUGGAGAGGAAUCAAUGGACUGUACUGCAUCUCCUAUCUCAGGGAAGAUGGGUCCUACAGGCAGCAUGGCAGGCAGCCCAAAGCCCUUUAACCCUGGACUGGUGCCCAAGCAGGAAAGAACUGCAGGCACAGGCGGCAUCCUCAAUCUCAACCUGGAUCGAGUCAAGGCUGAGAUGGAUCUGAAGGAGCUAAGUGAGACCGUGCAACAACAGCAGCAGCAAAAUCAGCAUCAACAGGGAUCAUCAACGGCCCUCCCUACCCCAAAGAGACCCAUCAGGAGCCUGGACAAGACUAUUGAGAGCUGCAAGGCACAGCUCGGGAUAGAUGAGAUUUCUGAAGAUGUGUAUAAAGGUGUGGAUCACAGUGACUCUGAGGACUCUGAGAAAUCUGACUCAAGUGACAGCGAGUAUCUCAGCGACGAGGAACACAAGCCAAAGAGCUCCGCCCAGGAUGACAAAGACAAAGCAGAGAGAAAAAGGCCCAAAGCAAGCAUGGAGGGAGAGAAUAAAGAGGGAGUUACAGGGACAGCGGAUAAAGCCACCCCUGAACCCCUGCUCAAAGACAAAAAGGGUAGCAAUGGCCCAAAUAGGGACCUCCAGGACAAGCCCAGAACGCCCCAGUCUCAGCCCAUAACUGACAAGCCCAAAGCUCCAGAGGAGGGCAGAGCAGCUGCUGCCACCACAUUAGUGGCUGAGCAAGACUCUGAUUCUGAAAGAGAGCUGGUGAUUGACCUGGGAGAUGAACAUGGAGGCCGUGACUCAAAGAGGGCGAGAAGAGAGCCAGGAGCAUCUGCUGCCAAAACUCCCAAAGAGUCUAAUGUUGUCAAGUUGGAAGGUAAACUGCCUUCAUCUGCUGCAGCAGCCGCACCAUCACGGGAAGCAGCCUCUAACCUGAAAGACUCUUUGCAACCUGCCAUCACAGCAGCCCUCAACCUUGUUUCCACUGCAGCUUCGGGUCAGCCCAGUGCCACCACAGCUACCAGCGGAUCCAGCAGCACUCCCUCUCCUGCCUCCACCUCAGUCUCCACAACAUCCCCGGUACCUGCAGCUGUAAAGAAACAGCGCCCUCUCCUGCCUAAAGAGACAGCUCAGGCAGUGCAGCGGGCAGUGGUUUGGAAUCCAACCAAAUUCCAGACGUCCUCUCAGAAGUGGGAUAUGCAGAAGGUGCAGAGGCAGCAGCAGCAUGAAGAGCAGUCAGCAGUGCAGACACAGGCCCAGAGUCAAGGGCAGACACGCAGCCCACAGCAGCUGCAGUCCCAACAGCAGAACUCCUCCUCAAGUAACCGCUAUCAGACCAGACAAGCAGCCAAGGUGCAACAAAAAGAUCAGCCUCAGAGUACUUCCUCAUCAACAGCUGCCCAGGUCACAUCUGGUAGCUCUUCUUCUUUCAUGUCGGGAGACUUGCAGAUCCCCACAGUCUCAGCAGACGUGGCUGCAGAUAUAGCCAAGUACACAAACAAAAUCAUGGACUCAAUAAAAGGGACAAUGACUGAAAUCUACAAUGACCUUUCCAAAAGCACAUCAGGAAACACAAUUGCAGAGAUUCGACGGUUAAGGAUAGAGAUUGAGAAGCUCCAGUGGCUGCAUCAACAGGAGUUGUCAGAAAUGAAGCACAAUCUUGAACUGACAAUGGCAGAGAUGAGGCAGAGUCUGGAGCAGGAAAGAGAACGGUUGGUGGCUGACGUGAAAAAGCAGAUGGAGUCGGAGAAGCAGCAGGCAGUGGACGAGACCAAAAAGAAACAGUGGUGUGCUAACUGCAGGAAGGAGGCCAUCUUCUACUGCUGCUGGAAUACAAGUUACUGUGAUUACCCCUGCCAGCAAGCCCACUGGCCAGAACACAUGAAGUCCUGCACACAGUCAGCCACAGCUUCGCAGCAGGAGCCAGAAGCAGAGCCCAACUCAGACCCUUCAGUCAAACCAUCAGGUCACUCUCCUGCCACACAGACCCUGCCCUCAGGAGCAGGAUCCAUAUCAGACAAAAGCAACUCUCCCACAUAUAUGGACAAGAGCAAGGACAGUGCUGGCGUUACUGUGACCUAACUGCUACACUACAGAUACACUCGUACAUUUUGCAAGGCCGCUGUGGGGCUUGUCGCAUCAGACAUGUGGCGUCAUGAGACCUGCACCUCUGUGACAAAUCACUUAGAUUUUUCCAUUCCCAUAUGUACAUCUGCUUGGUGGACAUUUUGGUUCAUCUCUCAUUCACCUUUUCCACAAGUCUGUGUCCAGGUGGAUUCACCACGUGAAAGUAGUCUAUCUUGAGAAAUAAAAUGUGAGUCUGUAUGUUUUCAUAUUGUAGUUUUGUUAUAGCUAUGUUACCACUUUGUUUCAAGGCUGAGCAAGAUUGUAUCAACCCACAGAAUAUUUGCUACAUUAACACUUUCAAUGCUGCUCUUAAGUACAUUAUGGCUGUUUUAUUUUGUUGAUUGCUCUCCAUAUUAUGAGACAAAACAUUUGAAACAGCCAUCAACAGUUGAUACGCAUUUAUCAUGUGCCAUCAGAGGUAUUUUGAGUUAUGCAAGUUUCAUCUUUAAGUUUUAAACCAUGUCCAAUUCGUGUCAACUUACGUAUUUUGAAUAAUGCAGGUUAUUUUAUACAGUCUGUGGUUUGAACAUUAUGUUUUCAAAUGUGUCCUUCAUAUCAGCGGUGGGAUUUUUGGCUCAUACCAGUUUUGUAUUGUAGUUCCACAUUGUAUAGACCCACAUAAAAAAUAUCUGUGAUUUAUUAAAAAGAACUAAAAAAUUUAAACUGUACAAAGUUUUUGUAAGAAAAUACCUGAACAAUAUUUAUAGUGUUAUAUGUUUUUAUAGUAUGUUUAAUGAAAUCACAUUUCUAUGUGUCUAAACAAAGUUAUUUGAAAGUAAAUUACUUCACAUGAAUGUCAGCUCGGAGCAAAGUCUCCGGUUAACCGGUUAUCCAAAGCUGAUGUAAAUCCUGAUCAGACUGUGUCUAAGAACUGGUAGGCAUAAAUAGAAACUGCAUUUUGGCUGGAUAUUAUUUCCUGUGAGCAUGUCUGUUUUGAGCUUGUGUCUCGUUCGUGUUUACAUAUUGUACAUACAAUAAAUGGACUCGUGAAGAAAAAAAUAAAAAUGCUCUGAUCAACUUAA